GAUUGCUGUAUCACUGCAGCAGUUUUCAUUUAAUGCAGUUUUUGUAUUGAUAUUCAGUAUCGGACGAGAGUUUCCUCUUCGGAUCGAAUUGUUGGAGUUCUGUUGUAAGGUCUCAUAUCCUCGCGAUGGUGGAUUCCGUAUUUCGUACCCGGUCUCUUGGUACGCCAGCUGAGGGUGUCAAAGAUCAGUACGCAGACGGCAAAGCGGCAAAAGUCUGGGAGGUCUUCAUUGGUGAUAAGAAUCAACGUACACAGAACUAUCGGGAUUUCCUGGUGGGUCUGCUGCGGCAGAAGGGAUGUCGUCGAAUAUUGGAUGUUGCUUGCGGUACUGGCGUUGAUUCCAUAAUGCUACUGGAAGAGGGUUUUGAAGUCGUCAGCGUUGAUGCGUCUGAUAAAAUGCUCAAGUACGCAUUAAAAUCCAGAUGGGAUCGUAGAAAGGAGCCUGCCUUCGAUAAUUGGGUAAUCGAAGAAGCGAAUUGGUUAACUCUAUCCAACGAUAUUAACCAUCUUAUUGGAGAAGGUUUUGAUGCCGUUAUAUGUUUGGGAAAUAGUUUUGCCCACAUGCCUGAUACUUUUGAUGAUCAGAGAGAGCAGAGACAAGCCUUAGCAAAUUUUGAACGUUGUGUAAAGCCGGGGGGCUUAUUGCUCAUCGAUCACAGAAAUUACGAUUAUAUAAUCAAAACCGGCCAAACUCCUCCAAAAUGCAUAUAUUAUAAUAGUCAGCAUAUGACGGAUAUCAAGACAUCAGUGCUUUUUGUCUGUGGAAAACCGAAGAUCGUUACUAUGGAUUACAUUGUCACUUUGGACGAGGAAAACAAAGAUCCCGAAUAUAUCAGCGAAUUUAGAUUGUCAUAUUAUCCUCACAGAUUGACAGUUUUUCGCGACAUGUUGACCGAAAUAUUCAGCCACAGGGCGAAACACACUAUUUACAGUGAUUUUAAACCGCUCAAUCAGAUUGAGAAUCCUGGAUUUUACAUUCACGUUGUGGAGAAACAAUUAAAAUAGAAGAUAAAUAGUCGACGUAACUACAUGAGAUUCGUUUUUAAAUAGUAGCAACAAUUUUUAAGAACAAACAUUCUAUUAUGUUAAACAAAUU
Molecule: messenger RNA, 1095 nt
Organism: Acromyrmex echinatior (Panamanian leafcutter ant)
Lineage: Eukaryota; Metazoa; Arthropoda; Insecta; Hymenoptera; Formicidae
Gene: Gnmt
Product: Glycine N-methyltransferase
Biological process (GO): one-carbon metabolic process; S-adenosylmethionine metabolic process; regulation of gluconeogenesis
Cellular component (GO): cytosol
Molecular function (GO): S-adenosyl-L-methionine binding; glycine N-methyltransferase activity; glycine binding
Source: RefSeq, a predicted model, not a curated record